AUGAAAUUUGGUCGAAUUAAGAGAUAAAUUAUAGUAUAAAACUCUACAAUUAUAGUAAGGAUUUUAUUAGUAUAUUUUUAGAUAGACAUGCAAAUCAAUGCUAAACCUCAAGGAAUGUUAUUCUUAUCAUAAUUUUAGUAUUAAUUAAUUAUUAUAAAUUAAAUGGGGAAUUCAAAUUAAAGGAUGUAAGAAGAGAAGUAUGAAAAUGUGAUGAAGAAAUUCAAAAUGAAAGAGUCUAUUCAUCAUAAUUAGCUAGGUAUGGUCAGAGUCUAUAAUCUAAAAGAUGAUAAUGUAAUUGAUCUACGAUUGAAUAGAAUUAUUCUAUUUUUGAAUUUCAUAAGACAGCCACAACAUCAGAGGAAGCCAAACUCAUGUUAUCGCAUUAUAAAAAUAGGAAAUGCUACAACAAUGACCAUCUUACAUAAAUAUUUUUCAUCUCUGAAUAGAAUAGCCAAAUCUUAUGUUAAGAUCAAACAUAACUAACAGUAAUAGGGGAAUUCUUUUACAAUAAUAUUUAAAAUGAAAUGAAGCUCAAUUAUUUAUCUAAAAACUACACAAAUACUGUUUAACAAUUCCCAGAAUUAAGAUUAUGGUAAAUAACACUUUAGAUUGUCGAUGCUUGUACAUUUUUAGAAAAGAAUGGAAGAUAUCACGGAGAAAUAAAAUCUAAAAAUAUUUAUUUACAUCCUGAUCAAAGUGUAAAAUUAACAGUAUUCAUUAAAUAAGAUAACAUAGGAGUACAAUUUUAUUUAUGGAAGUAUGACAGGAUAUCAGAAGGCUUUACUAGUGAAUGAUUUUUAAUAUCUAUCUCCUGAAUUAAUGAAGGAAUUAAGAGCAAAGAACCCUUAACCAAAUGUAGAUUUAGUAAAGAACGAUGUGUUUGCUUUAGGUUUAACUCUUUUGGAGUUGGCAAGUCUUAGCUCAUGUGAAUAGUAUUAUGAUUGGAUUAGCAAAGAAGUUCAUAUUGAUAGAAUCAUUAAAGCUAAUGAUCAAUUAAUAUAGAAAGGCUACUCAACUCUUUUAACUAAUUUAAUAUAUUAGAUGAUCUCUGAAGUGGAAACCAGACCAAGAUUCAGUGAUUUAAAAGAAGUGUUAUCUCAUUUUGAAAAUGAAAUCAACAACCACAUUGACUUCUAUUCCAAAUAUUAGAUGAAAUAAAACCAUCAAUUAAAUAUGUAUAACUCUGUGUACACUUAACCAUACUAGAGACCUGGAUAAUUCAAUUAAACAUAAUCGAUAUAUUUACCAAAUGGAUCCUAUUGA
Messenger RNA from Paramecium octaurelia, 1263 nucleotides. Lineage: Eukaryota; Ciliophora; Oligohymenophorea; Peniculida; Parameciidae. The record is from the annotation of a GenBank genome assembly.